CUACCACUACACCCAAACCACCCAAACACUGAUCCGCGUCGAGUCUAGUAACCAACGCCGAGCAUCCUCUAUUUCGGCUUCAAGGCCCGUCACGCGGCGUGCAAAACUCCCCUCCGGCAGAUAUCAAUUUACCCGGCCAUCACUCCAUUUCCCCCUCCCAUAAAAGCACCCCUCCAUAGCUUCCAACUAUAGAAUAUUUGCUGUAACACAACAUUUUAUUACCCCUCUAUCACAUUAUUUACCCCUCCAUCACGUUACAACCCCUCCAUCAAACCUUAACCCCCACCACAGCUACCAUGCCUACUUGGCUCAUCACCGGCUCCAACCGCGGCCUCGGCCUCGAAUUUGUCACCCAGCUCUCCCAGGACGCCGGGAACACCAUAAUCGCGACCUCGCGCUCUCUCUCCCCCUCCAACCUCGCUGGUCUCAAAGCGCUGGAUGGCAAUGCCGCCACUCUCCACAUCUUGGAAUGUGACACCAGUUCCCCCCCCUCCAUCACAGCAUUGGGGGAUCAGGUAACAGCCUUAAUCGGUGAUACCAAAAUUGACUACCUCCUCAACAACGCCGGUGUUAAUGUCGCCUCUCAACAAACCGGCCUCACCGUCACUCCCGAGGCGAUUUUGGAGAAUAUGCAAACUAACGUCAUUGGUCCGGCCAUGAUUGUCCAGGUCUUGGAGAAGCAUCUGGGAAGGGGGGGGGUGGUGAUGAACAUGACCUCGGGGCUGGGGAGUAUGUCCGAUGCGAAGGGGGCGGAAACGACGAAGUGCACGGCUUAUUCGAUUUCGAAGGCGGGGGUGAAUAUGUUGACUUUGCAUCAGGCGAAUGCGUUGGCGGAGAGGGGGGUGGUGGUUGUUUGUGUUGAUCCUGGGUGGGUUAAGACGGCUUUGGGUGGUGAGGGAGCGGUUAUGGAGAAGGAGGAUAGUAUUCGGGGGAUGUUGGGGGUGUUGAGGGGGUUGAAGGCGGAGGAUUCGGGGAAGUUCUUUGCGUAUGAUGGGAAGGAGAAGGCGUGGUAGAUGGGGAUUCAUUGGCAGAUUGGGGAGCAUUGGAUGGUAUAGAAGUGGAGGAUGAUUUAGAGGAGAUAUUUAUAAGGUGAUAUUAUGACUAUGUAUAUACCCUUGUAUGGACUUUUUGGCAGUGUGAGUAUUCGAAUUGAUAGGAG
Messenger RNA from Pseudogymnoascus verrucosus, 1159 nucleotides. RefSeq lists its product as uncharacterized. Bases 297 to 1013 code for a protein of 238 amino acids. The record is from RefSeq and is a predicted model, not a curated record. Gene Ontology annotation, molecular function: oxidoreductase activity, acting on the CH-OH group of donors, NAD or NADP as acceptor. The transcript has 3 exons. Lineage: Eukaryota; Fungi; Ascomycota; Leotiomycetes; Thelebolales; Thelebolaceae.